AUGCUGGCCAUGCGCGGCGAGAGGCAGCGGCGGGAGAAGAGCUUCUCCUGCCGCCGCCUGCCACCUGCCUUCCCCGGCAUUUGCCGCAGCUUCGGAGAAUUUGACGACUUCCAGGUGCACACAGGACUCCGCAUUCUCAGUGAGGCCAGCUUGAGAGAAGAGAACAUGCUGUGGUUGGGUUGCAGUUUACUGCUGGCGGCUCUUGCAGCUGCUGAGAAGUUGGUUGGUAGUGCCAAGUGCCAACAAGAUUCUGUGCCGUGGCAAGUCUCCCUCCAGUCAGUGCACCAGGUCUGCAGUGGGGCCCUCAUCAGCCAAGAAUGGGUGUUGUCCUCAGCUCAAUGCAGCAGGAGCAGCCCAGACCACAUGACAGUCUGGCUUGGCCUACAAGUCCCUGAGACUCCUCCUAAGGAGAAGCAACAGGUCAUUGCUGCUGCCAAGCUGGUCCCUCAUAAGCAGUUCAACAACUACACACUGGACUAUGACAUUAUGCUCAUCAAGCUUGCACAACCAGCUGUCCUGGGUGCGCUUGUGCAGCCCAUCAGUUUGCCCAGCCAAUGUGUCAUAGUUGGGACCCAGUGCCUGGCUUCAGAAUGGAUCAGCAGCAACCCUGGUGGAACAGACAACCUUCUGCAGUGUUCCUACCUUCCAGUCACAUCUGAUGCCACGUGCAACAAUGUCUACCCAGGACGGUUCACUGACAGGAUGCUUUGUGCUGGACAGCUGGACAGCAGCCAAGAUGCCUGCCAGGUGAUUGAGCGAGUGGUUGCUGAACAACUCCAGGCAUACCUGGAAGAAGCGGACCAUUUGCAUCCCUUCCAGUCGGGAUUCAGGCCUCAUCAUGGGACUGAAACAGCCCUGGUCGCACUGGUUGAUGAUCUCCGGCGGGCUAGAGACAAAGGGAGAUGUGGGCAGCCCCCUGGUGUGUGAAGAAGCCCUCCAAGGACUGCUGUCCUGGAAGAAAAGCUGCAGUGAAGAGAACCGGCUGGGGCUGUACACCAAGGUCUGCAUCUUUGAAGACUGGAUCCACUACACAAUUGCCAACAACUGAAGAGCAAUAAAGCCAGAUUGAGCUCUGAUCUGGUAUCUCGCUGCUCUGAGAGAGGCCCAGUGAUCUGGCACCACCAGCAAUGCAAGGACUAUCUCUUCUUUUUGGCGAUCACUCGUAGCUGAGUAAGAUUGUCUUCCAUAAACACGGUUUUAACAAUGAGUCCGUAGGUGACUGUGGAGUCCAAUUCUGGAUCCACACGUCCUUCCACAGUGGGGACAUUGGUUUCUGGACGGGAGUUGAUCACGGUGUGGAUUUGCCAAGCGUGCCUUCCUCUUAGCACAUUUCUUAGCAAGGAAUAUAUAGGCCCGGCUGCUGUGGAAGAGAAGGCUUCUAGGAAGUCUACCCGCCAGUCUGCUCACCAGCAGACGGCUCAUGGCUGAGGCAAGGGAGCAGAAUCUAAUGAUUUGCUCCCUCACUCCUCAGCUUCUGGCACACCUCCUUGAAUGGCUUGAUUUCACAUUAUGGUAGAUGUUGGUUAGGUUUUACCAUGUAGGUGCGGGAAUAUAUUAACUAUAUUUUAUUCCUCCACAAACCCAUGUGUGGGGGCCAACAGACAAAACAUCAGCUUAUCGCUUGUGUUUAGAAGCACAGUGCUGAGCAUCUUAAGCAGUGAAACAAAAGUACAGGAAUUAGCCUUUAGGUUGAUCUCCCCCUUCUGUUACCCUGUUUAUUAUAGAAGCAGGCCACAGACUGAAAACUAUGUUUAACAUAUAUAGUUUACUCACAGUCAAGCACCUGUCCUUAGCAACAACAGCAGUAAAAAUAAAUGCAGGUAAAAUACUUGUAUUUGCAGUGAAAGCAGCCUCAGGCAUGAGCCUGAAGCUGGAGCAAGCAGAUACAAGUCUGCUCCCAUUGGCUGGUUGAAGAGAGAGAGAAGGAACAGAAAAGACUUCUUUGCUUCUUCCCUCCCAAGAGAGGAGGGGAAAUGAAAUAACACAGAGCCUUCUCUACCAAUUGCAUUGGUCUGAGUCCACCUAAUCAAUACUGCUCUGUGAUUUUAAUCCCUACACAUGCUUACUAGUAAGAAUAUGCAUUUUUAGAUUUGAUUUCUUAACUCCCACAAUAUUUACUCCAUAGAGCAGUUUUGUUAGCAUCCCAGCCUUCCAUGACCUAACACAGUCAAAGCUCCAUAAAAGACCAUACCCCACCAGCACCCACCUAGAGCUGGCUCUGAAGUGCUUGUUUGGGAAGUGAGGCACUUGGGGUGCUCAGAGGCCCUACCCCUCCAAUGGAUGCGAGUGGCAGAGCUGCUGAUUCCCAUACCCCCUAAGGUACCCAUCUCAUACACCCCUCUGUGACUUCACUGUUUCUGCCAAGAAAGUGCCUGGUAGCCGUGGAGGCACAACUUCUUCAGCUCUUAGAAUCAUAGAAUCAUAGAGUUGGAAGAGACCACAAGGGCCAUCCAGUCCAACCCCCUGCCAAGCAGGAAACACCAUCAAAGCAUUCCUGACAGAUGGCUGUCAAGCCUCUGCUUAAAGACCUCCAAAGAAGG
Messenger RNA from Zootoca vivipara (common lizard), 2540 nucleotides. RefSeq names its product trypsin-like. Gene Ontology annotation, cellular component: secretory granule. The record is from RefSeq and is a predicted model, not a curated record. Lineage: Eukaryota; Metazoa; Chordata; Lepidosauria; Squamata; Lacertidae. Gene Ontology annotation, molecular function: serine-type endopeptidase activity. Gene Ontology annotation, biological process: proteolysis.